Molecule: messenger RNA, 6223 nt
Organism: Equus quagga
Lineage: Eukaryota; Metazoa; Chordata; Mammalia; Perissodactyla; Equidae
Product: trace amine-associated receptor 9
Exons: 2
Coding region: 3124-4170 (348 amino acids)
Biological process (GO): G protein-coupled receptor signaling pathway
Cellular component (GO): membrane
Molecular function (GO): trace-amine receptor activity
Source: RefSeq, a predicted model, not a curated record
UUUUAAUUGCAGUAACAUUGGAUUACAACAAUAUAUACCUUUCAGAUGUACAUUGUAAUAUAUUUCGAAUUCUGUGUAAAUUAAAUUACUUCUUGUAAAAUAUUGGGUCUCUCUUUCCAUAUUCAUCUCUAUGUGAGUAUAAUUUUUUUCUGAACCGUCUGAGAAUACAUUGAAUACAUCAUGGCCCUUUAGCCCUACAUAUUUCACUAAUUUAACAUCAUACUACACUUUGACCAACUGCCAUUUUGUCGACUGACCCAGGAAUAUAUUCUAUUCCAGGAUCACAUAGUUCUUUUAGUUGUUUAGCCCUUUAGUCUCAUUUCGUCAGUCUUUUAAGACACAGACAUUUUUGAAGAAUAUAGUCUUCCCUUCUCCCACUGUUUAAAAACAUAGUGUUUCUCAACUUGGCUUUGUCUGACCUUUCUUCCUGAUGAGACCCCGUUUAUGCCUUCCUGACUGGACCACUAUCCACAUCAUCUUGUGUGCUUCUCAGGGGGUACCUACCUGGAGGCACCCUUGGCCAGCGGCUGCUGAGGGUGAUGUUAACGUCGAUCACCUGGUAAGGUCUUGUUUGAUUUCUCCACUCUAGAGCUGCUAGUUUUUCUUCUGCAAUUAAUAAGCAAUCUCUGGGAGAUGAUGCUUUAAACCACACAAAUACCCAGUUAUCAUCAAAAUUCCCCUCCUUUCCCACUAGAUUUAGCAUCAAUUGACGAUUCUUGCUUGAAUCAAUAUUAAUGUGAUGGUUCCAAAAUUAUGAUGUUCCAACUCUAGCACUCUGUCCAUGUGUAUCAGUCUGCCCUUGGGAUUCUACUGGAAGGAAGAGCCCUCCUUUAUCUGUCUGUCUGUCUAUCUAUCACAUAUUUAUCUACCUACCUAUGAUCUAUCAUCUAUCGAUCAAUCGAUCUAUCUUGCUAUCAUCUUCCAUCUAUCAAUAUCUAUCAUUAAUAUGGCCUCAUGAAUUCCCUUUCUUUUCAAUGGCUUAUAAUUUUUCACUCUCCCUAAUUAUUCUGGCACUCAAAUUGCCCCUAAUUUGACCAGUGGGAAUCCACUCAUUUUGGCAACAAUGUUCUUAUGAAAUGCUCCAAAAUUUUUUUAAUCUCUUCCUUCAUUUCUAAUAUAAAAAUAUGUUCCAGUUUCUUUCUGUACCUUCCCUGUCCCAUUGCCUGGAGGAACCAUUUCUUUGAGAAGCCCUAGAACCCUUUACUGGUGAAGAGCAUUAAGUACCAAGGUGUGGGUCUCAGGGGUGCUCAUUACCACCAAGUGUCUUUGCUUCUCGGGAAGGGCACGUUUUUAGACAUCCAUAAGACUGAAGGCUGCUCUUUUAGGGCCAGAGUAUGAAGACCCGAGGAAGGGGUCACUCUCCUUUUGACAACAGCAGCAUUACUUGGGCACCAGUGGAGUGGGGAGUUCUAAAGCUUGAGGAGACAGCAUCCUUUACAUAGACACUCAGACUCUCAGGUGGGGCACCAUCUUCGGUGACAAUGGUGCAAUUCCUUUAGCCAGCUUGAGAGUAACACAAAAGACGUGGUGGAAUUAUGAGGAGAGCUGGGGCAGAAGAAGAAAAUAUGAGCAGGUAUCAAACGGUGAUUUUGUUGGGGAGACUGAUGUGUGAGCACAUGGAUGCUCCCAUCUGGGACAUUCCAGGAGUAACUGGGAGACAUUUACAAAGAGGAGACUUAAAUUUAUGCCAUCCAACCGGGGAGGGCUUAAGGAAGGAUAACUGGGAAGCAAAAUAAAAAUGAAUUGAGUUAAAACUUGCAGAAUAGUGAAGCUUGCAAAUACCACAGGUGUACACACACCCCACACACACACAAACCUUUAAAAUUCAUAGACUAGGGAAGACUAUUACCUGGAGAGUACAGACAUAUCCAUAAAGGAUUUCCACGUGCACCCACAAAGCUUUUUCUAGGAUCCUGCACUUUCAACAGAGGCCAGAUGUGUGGUGUGGGAUAAAUGGCAAUAAAAGUAGUCCAGUCUGUAGUUGAAAGAUUAAGAUUUAGGUCCAAGGUUGCAUCUUUUUCAUGCUUAAAUGAAGUAAAGAUUAAUUAUUCACUAUUCUUUGGUGAACUCUGUGAACCAUCUUAAGAUUGUAUGCCUCGGUAUAAAAAAAAAAACUCAAGCACCUACAGAAGCCAAUUUGAUCCCUGUUUGACCCUUGGAUGACUUGGCAGGAAUCAUUUCCUUCCAGAAACGUGGUUACUCGAGAAACUCCCCUCCAGACCAUCCCAGGUGUCGCCUACUCCUCUGAGGGAGUUUUAAAACUAGACCACUUUUUAAGGAUGGGAAGAUAAGGGGCUCGGUGAGUUACUGCUUGUUCUAAUCCAUCUUAUUGAUUUUAGACAACUCAAACUGGCCAUUAGCAUGGAAUAUACGUACACGCUGAUUAUAUUAGCAUCAAUUUGACAACAAUAGUUCUUCAAAUCACCCCAAGCUGUCCAAACCUGGAAUGAAUAUAAAAAGAAAAAACACAAACUCCGAAAAGAUCCGCAAUAUAAGAAAUAUGCUGCCCAAUUAAGUUUCUCAAGCUAUUAUAAGUAAAUGUUUCCUCGGUCUUCACACUCUAUACUAUAGGGAUUUUUGAGGUUAUAAUUCGAAGGAGAUAUAAUUUAUAUUUUCCUUCUUGAAAAAACAAGUACAGUUUGUCACUGCUGUCAAAGUAGAUACUCAAGGGAGAUUACUUGGUACAUAAAGCUCAGUCUUAGGUGGCCUAAUUAGUUCUCGACUUGGGUGGUUACAGGUGAGGUUUCAGAAGGUAAAGAAACACAAAAAAGGAAUUUUCUAACGAUUAGCCAAUUACAUUCUAUAACAUAUAUAAUGAUAAUAUAAAUGAUUGGACUAAGUGUAUUGCCAGCCAUUUAUUUGGUACUAAAUUUGACUAUAAUUUUAAUGGCUUUCUGCCACAAGUUCCCACUCUAAAUAUAUUACAAACUUGGGAAUCCUUUGUGGAAAGACCAAGGUGUUAUAAGUUUAUGCCAAAAAAUAAAAGGUAGAAAAUUUCCUGACUUUCAUUUUAACCAGAGAUUUUUUUCUCUUCCAGAAACCUUUGAAAUCGCCAUCUCUUUCUUGUUUUAAAUUGCCGCAAUAGGGAAUUUGAGAAUUUUAAAAUAAUCAGUCAAGAAGGCGAUGGCGGACACUUUCUCCCAAGCUGCAGCUGUGGAGCUCUGCUACGAGAACGUGAAUGGAUCCUGUGUGAAGACCCCUUACUCGCCAGGGCCCCGAGCAGUUCUGUACGCCGUCCUCGGUCUGGGGGCCGUGCUGGCCGUGCUGGGAAACUUACUGGUCAUUAUUGCCAUCCUCCACUUCAAACAGCUGCACACACCUACCAACUUCCUGAUCGCGUCCCUGGCCUGUGCCGACUUCUUGGUGGGGGUGACAGUGAUGCCCUUCAGCGCCGUGAGGUCUGUGGAGAGCUGCUGGUACUUUGGAGAGAGCUACUGUACAUUUCACACGUGUUUUGAUACUUCCUUCUGCUUUGCUUCUUUGUUUCACUUAUGCUGCAUCUCUGUCGAUAGAUACAUUGCUGUUACUGAGCCUCUGACCUAUCCAGCCAGGUUUACUGUCUCGGUGUCAGGAAUAUGCAUUAUUCUCUCUUGGUUCUGUUUGCUCACAUACAGCUUUUCUGUCUUUUACAUGGGGGCCAAUGGAGAAGGCAUCGAGGGACUAGUAGCUGCUCUCACCUGUGUAGGGGGCUGUCAGGCUCCACUGAAUCAAAACUGGGUGCUCCUGUGUUUCCUUCUCUUCUUUACACCCACUGUUGCCAUGGUGCUUAUAUAUGGUAAGAUAUUUUUGGUGGCUAAACAUCAGGCUAGAAAGAUAGAAAGUGCAGCCAGCCAAGCUCAGUCGUCUUCCGAGAGUUACAAGGAAAGAGUCGCAAAGAGAGAGAGAAAAGCUGCUAAGACGUUGGGUAUUGCUAUGGCAGCGUUUCUUGUCUCUUGGCUACCGUACAUUAUUGAUGCCAUGAUUGAUGCUUAUAUGAACUUUAUAACUCCUCCGCAUGUUUAUGAGAUUUUAGUGUGGUGUGUUUAUUAUAAUUCUGCUAUGAACCCCUUGAUAUAUGCUUUCUUUUACCCAUGGUUUCGGAAGGCAGUAAAACUUAUUGUAACUGGCAAAGUCUUAAGGAGUGAUUCAUCAACAAUUAAUCUGUUUUCUGAGGAAGCAGAUAUAGAUUGAGAAGAUUACUGCAGGGAUUUCAAAACCAACGUGGAAUGAAGGUCAAGCUCAACACUGAGCACUUGGCUCUAGAGGGUCAAGUGUCAUCAUUUGCCAACUCGGAGGAUGUUUGAUCUGAAGCAUUGGUCAUCUACAUCUAUCUUGGCAUUUUUUCAAAUUUAGUGAGUGAUAAAUAAGAUUUGCUGAUUAUUUCCCAUUUAGUAUUCUUCUAUGUUUUUUUGAUUCUCUACCUUUUUCUCUGAAAUUUCUCCUUGUUUCUUCAAAUAAUUUUAAGUUUUGUAGUUUCUUCUGUAUUUGUUACCAAUAUUACUUUGUUCAAAAUACACAGGGGGGGAAAAGCUCCUGUGUAACUUGUAAGUUAGAUUCUUUGGGGACAAAAAUCCUCUUUAAGGUAUGUUUUGUUUGAGAGGUAAGCACAUGAUUAUAAAUUCUUGCAAAUUUUUUUAAUCUAAAGGACUUUAUAGAGAGCUGUCAUGUGGAACUUCCCUCAGCUUAUAGAUUGGAGAACACUGGCGCUCUUGUGGUUUUGAACACUAGCAAUGCUUCCUCUCCAUCUCAUAGUCACUGUUUCACAAGGAACACGUAUGGUGAUUACACGGUUACACACUAUGUCAACUUUUGGAGAACAUAAUUUAUUAUGGUCAAAUGAGCAUGUAGACAGAAAGAUGGCUUCUGUAUUCCUUUUUAGUAAUUUGAAAUAAAAUAAGAAUUUUAUAAAAAGGUUAAUUCGAAUUCACAUUUUUUAACUUUUGAAUUCUUUCUUUGUACUGUACUGUAUUUGGCAUUUGAAACAUAAAGUCGACUGACUCCAACAUAGCCAAGGACUAUUUCAAAAUAGCAAUUACUCAAAGUCGUGUUACACACUCUAGAAAUAGUUUCAGUUUUCUCAUCUGAUGACAGUUCUUACUCACAUGAAUUUUAAUUCAUUUUAAUUAAAAAUAUAUGUUGAGUGUUUUAAGAUAGAGUAAACAUUUGAAAAAGAUACUAAUAAUAGGGUGAUUUGCCUUCUCAAAUCUUUGAAGCAUAGCCUUAAAUCUCUGUUUAGCUGGCUCAUUUUAGACUAUUCUAUGACAAGCUUGUUUCACAAAAUGUAAAGAAGAGGUAAAUGGAGUUACAUAAAUGUUACAUGUUACAUAUUUUAUAUGUGAACCAGUUUGGAAAGAUUUUAUUUCCAAAGCUUAAGCUGUUCCAUAUUUGUACAUUAAUGCCUUCAUUGAGAAUAUUUAGGAGAAAAAAUGUUGAAGAUAAAAGAGAAUGAAAGGAAUCUAAAAGUCUUCGUAGCAGAAUGCGUGUUUGUGACUCAUGUCAAGGAACAGGUCUGCGAACCACCUUACAAAUGUCACAAUCAAGGUCCCCCACUCUCACUCCUGAAGAAGAGCUCAAAGCCUGUGUCCCUUUGACAGUGAGGCAGCAGUGUUGCCAUCACAGAAGUGUGUGUUCCUUCCCUCAUUCGCAGGUGUGAACUUAUGCUGACAAUCAUAAAUAAUGAGGAAAUCAUUCGGGGGACUUAAAAAUAUACAUACUCUUCUGCUACCUUGCACUGCGUAGGGUGUAAUCUUUAGAUGAAUUGACUGCAGAGAUAAAUCCUGUCCAGAGAUGUAUGCAAGCUCUCUUUCACAUCAGUAAGUGCAGAAUGCACUUCACAUUUACUCUUUCUUGUUUAUUUUUCUAUUCUCCUUGCAGUCCUUCAUAAAGGAAGUCUUUCGAUAAAAAAAAAAAAACUUGGUUAUCUCCCCCAAAACUAACUAGAUGAUGACUACAGCACCACGCCUCUCUUCUGCAUCUCAUGUUUAUACAAAUUUUCUCUUAACUCCUUGGCUAGCUGCACACCAAAUUGCUGCGUACUUUUUAGUAGCUGGUAACUGUUUGUCCAUGUUGUUUCAACACCUAGGACAGUGCUGUGCACUUAGUAAAUCCCUAAGAUAGUUUUUAAGCAAAUAAAUGAGUAAUUCUUCUUUAUUUUCACCCAUCAAAUAACUGUUAGUCUUUUACAUUAAGAAAAGAGAAGCUGCCUUGGGGCCAGGCUGUGGCCUAGUGGUGAAGUUCAGUGGGC